UCAGCCUUCCACUCAUCUCAACUCGUUCGCCCGAUUCUUCUAACCAGCGCGACUGAGCGAUAUCACGCCCCGUGUCGCGGCUUUAUUUUCUUCGUCUCAGCGACUAGUUACCCGAAGACUCUACGAUAGACCACAAAAAUGGGGGGGCCGGCAAACGCGUUCGCCGCGAUCUUGUCGGGACAGAAGGGUCGAGGUGGAAGUGCACAGGGACAAAGUCGUGGGGGGUCGCAAGUUCGAUCGGGGCCCCAUCAGUCAAAAGCUUCGAGUGCGAUGCGCGAUACGAAGACCAGAGGCAGGGGGAGAGGUGCUGCAGUGGCAGCAAAAUCUGGCCGUGGUAGAGGGAAUGCAGCAGCAAGCUCGGGCGACGGUCAUGCAUCGCAAGGAACAGUUGAGACUGCCUCUGGAACUUCCUCCGGGAACACUCUCUUUGCGCAGCUUAGACAGGGGAAACCUUCGUCCUUCGGCCAACCGAGCGGGCCAUCUCUUCAGUUUAACGCGUCGCCUUUCGCUGGAAUCGCAAAAGGGCCCGGCACGUUUGGGUCGCCUUCGAAUUUGGACGGGGCGGUUGGUUCAUCGUCUAUCGAUCGUAGCAGGGACCCUCGUCAUCGCCCGGCAACGGAGUCAAACACGGAUGGAAAACUGACAUCUAUCCCGGUGGAAGACGCGAAAAUCAUGAAUAGCUAUCAUGAGCGUUAUGAAAGGCUUAAGUAUGAUAGGGCAAAACAACGGGAGAGAGCCAUCAAAGAGGGACAAAUGGCCGAUCCAAAUCAGCCAACCUCAUUGAACCAAGCAAUAACUCCUGUGGGUACUUGCACAAGCAUGUGCCCCGAGUUCGAGCGAGUUGAGCGAAUCGUUCAGAAGAUGGUCGAUAAAAGCGAGAAGUUCCUCCAUCCGGCCACCAAUUCACUUCAGAACAUGGAGACGAAAAUGCUGAAACGAUUUCGAAGAUCUGCUGCUGGCUACGACGAACAGCUUCCUUCUGAUAUCCGGACUCCCAAGACGCUUCUCCAAACUACCAACUACCUGAUACGACAUAUCUUGGGCGGCAAUGAGCCUCUUGGCUUAAUCCACAAAUUUGUCUGGGACCGCACGAGAUCAAUCCGGAAUGACUUUUCAGUACAGCAACUCACGCAGGAGGAUCAUGUGCGAAUGGCAGUGACAUGUCUAGAGCGGAUAGCCCGUUUCCACAUCGCAUCACUGCAUCUACUCUCUAGCCCGGACAAUCAAGAGCCGUUCGAUCAUCACCAGGAGCGCGAGCAGCUGAACAAUACGAUGCUUUCCCUGAUGUACUACUACGAUGACAAUAGAGGCCGUGUUCAGUUUCCUAAUGAAGAUGAAUUUCGAGCCUACUAUAUCAUAUUUUCUAUCCAUGACCAGAGGCCUGACCUGGAGGCCAGAGUACAAAGAUGGCCGGCUGAACUGCGUCAGUCUCCCAGAGUGCAGCUUGCUUUGGAACUGUUUGCUGCAGCUACCAAUACGUGGGAGUAUCAGGGCACACUAGAUGCGAAACGACCGAAUGCGAUUGCGCAAGGCUUCUACGCUCGAUUUUUCAAUCUACUGGAUUCUCCGAGUGUACCAUACCUUAUGGCCUGCGUGGCGGAGAUUUAUCUUAAUCAUAUCCGGCAGACCGCUAUCCGAUCCAUAUGGAAGGGUUAUUGUCGCCAACCUCAGUCUCAGCAGCAUAGGAACGAGGAAUGGACGAUCGGCGAACUAACUAAGGCUCUACAUUUCGACGACGACGAGCAAACGCGCCAGUUCUGCGAGGGUCAGGAUCUCGAAUUUGCUGAAAAUGCAGAUGGAGAAGAAUACCUGAACUGGGGCAAUCGUCCGGUCGAUUCUGUGGAAUUUCAGCCAUCAUCGCAGCAUGCAUUUUCGGAGAAACUUGUCGAAUCUAAGCGGGCAGGUAGGACGUUGGUGGCUAUUGUGCUGGGUUUAAACGUUAGCCAAGCUGCGAAGCAUGGGAUGAUCGAUCGCUCUCUUUUGACAACACGUGCGGAGUCUCAGCCUCCAAGCUACGCAACAUCGAUGCAAGAAGAUAAUGAGCUCUUUGUCAGCGCUGAUGAAAACGAAGAGGAGCCACCAAGGUUGCAACUAGGAGAGCCGACUACAGAAGAGAGCAGCGCCGCGUUAUCAUCGGCAUCAGCAUCUAGCUUUGCAAAUCCAUUUGGAGCACCGUCGCAAAAUAUAUCUUCUCAGGAGCCGCAAAAAGAGACGUCUUCCAUAUUCUCUGCUGGUGGAAAGCGAGAUUUUCCGUCCCUAUUCGGUGGCUCACAACCUCAAGCUCCUACGGCUAUGCCUGCUGCAUCAAGCCCUUUUGCUCCUCCUUCGGCCUCGUCAAAUUUGUUUUCUGCCCAGGUUAAUGCGACGUCGCCGUUUCAGAGCUCUAUAUCUGUCACUGGCAAUCAAGAGGCAUCCGCCUUUCCACCAAAAUCCAACUUCUCCUCACUAUUCGUACCGCAGAAAGACGCCACGGUCACGACAAACCCAUUCCAAGCAAAAUCCUCAGACACCGCGAAUAAUCUCUCUACCAAACCUAACUUUCAGUUUCCUUCAGCGACGACUUCAGCUACAUCUCGUGUCCCGCCAUUCCAGGCACCAUCAGGUCCCCAGCCAGCAGACCCUUCGAGUUCUCUCAAGGCGACGGGUGUGACCUCUUUGCCAUCGAAAAAGCCCCUCCUUGAUUUCUCUCCCCCAAAGCCUGCGUUUGCAGCUCCCGGGCCUGAGAAACAACCGAGCCUGUUCUCCCAAACGCAGGGCCCGCCCAAAGGACCUCAAACCUUUGUUUCGCAUGGCUCUUUGUUCGACCGAGCAACACCCUCAGGUCAAGUCUCUACAGUCUUCUCGAAAUCCACCGGAGAUAUCUCAGCAGCCGCUCCUUUCAAACCGAUCUUCCCCACGUCGGCACCAGAGACCACACCGCCGACGAGCGAGUCGAUCGUGGAGCCGACGCAGAUCACAGCAGAAAAGGCAGCUGUGGAUGAAAUUGCCUAUGACAAGUCUUCAGUUCCUCUUUCUGGAGAACGUGAUCAGCGACUCGAUGAUCGUACGGCCACGGAACCUGCAGCUGAGUGGGACGCGAAGCCUCAAUCGACUUCGGCCGUUGCAACCGAACCUCCACUAUCUACGGAAAUCCUCGCACCGCCGACUAGCGAUGAACCAGCUAUCGAACAUGAUCAAGCCUAUCUUGAGGAAAAGGAGCGUCGGCGCCUUGCUUGGGUACAAGCUUUGAAUGAAACGGCUAAUAAACGACGGCAGGAGUUCUCUUCUAGUCGGAAAAGAGCCUUUGAAGAGCAAGAGCAGGAACAGGAACUAGAAAACUCUAUUGGGAUAUCUAAAGCAGAGAAGGCCGUGCAGGCUGAGAAAGAGCCCCCGCGACCUCCUAAAAAGCCAUCGUUGGCUCUCGCUUCCAUUGCGCCCUUGCCGACGUUGCCAAUACUGGAGCAAGUACGGUCAAUGACUGAACGGAAACCUGAGCCCAAGCCGGCACCCAGAGGUCCUGUCAGUUCGCAUGUCGAUGAGGAUGAACUUCUUUUAUCUGCAGCUCGCAUAGCUGCGGAAUCUUUAAAGAACGGGCCGAGUCUUCUUGAGAGUUUUGAACCUGGCCCUGACCCGUUUCGUGUUUCACAAAGCUUCUCACGGAGUCUUUCUUCAUCAAGAAGUGCAUCUCGCGGUCACUCGCCUCUGCAAUCCUACGUCAACGGCUACGAGGUUGCCCUUGCACCGGACACCCCACUUGGCCUUGGUCGAACUAUGUCUCGCACGGAGCAAAGGAUCAGGAUCACUGGUGGAAAAGGCCUAGCUUUCAAGCCCUUGAACUUCAACUCUGACAAAAAGGUCCAAGGGAAGAGGAAAAAGGAAAAUUAGAAAACGAUAUGGCAGACAUCUAAGUCUAUCGUUCAACAGACAUUGUCUUGUGGAUACAUUUCCAUUGUACAUAUUUCAGCAUUCUCGAAUAAAGAGCAUGGCGAUCGGCAGUCGGGAUUUCUCACCGGUAUUAGAACCAGGCGACCUUGUCUGAU
Messenger RNA from Paecilomyces variotii, 4019 nucleotides. RefSeq names its product 80 kd MCM3-associated protein. The transcript is spliced from 6 exons. Gene Ontology annotation, cellular component: nucleus; cytoplasm; transcription export complex 2. Bases 139 to 3864 code for a protein of 1241 amino acids. The record is from RefSeq and is a predicted model, not a curated record. Gene Ontology annotation, biological process: mRNA export from nucleus. Lineage: Eukaryota; Fungi; Ascomycota; Eurotiomycetes; Eurotiales; Thermoascaceae.